AUGGAUCGAAGGCCGGUCUAUAAGAGGACUCUUUCAGAGUCCGAGCUGCUCGAGCAGCUCCCGAGUGAAAUCUCGACUUUCAUUCGGACUGCAUCGGGGACUCAACACCUCCACGCACUUGCGCUUGGCGCAUUAAACAACGAAUUUACAGAGAGCAUUUUCAGGCUCUACGAACCGAUCUUUGUCGAUCUUGCAGCUCGAUGGCUUCAAUCGGAUUUACAUGCAGACUACAUUCACGUAUUAGCGGCAUUUGCGCAGAUUCUACCAUUUGCACCUCAUCUGCGGUCGCUUGCCAGUCAAUAUGCCUCAUCACAGACUGGCCCUUUGGCGGCUCUGGCCGUGUCAAAGGAAUUAACACUGUUGCAGUUGGACCAACCCAGUAUUCGACUAUUACUCCUCGCCCUCUUCCGACUCCUUUCGUUUGAUCUUGAAACCUUCUCUCCCAUUGUUUCACCCCUCCAACUCCAGUCCCUCUUCCAGUCCCAGGACCGAGUUACACGAUACCUUGCCGUGCGAUGCUUUGCCUUAUAUAUGCAUGCCGCAGAUGCGGCCACCGAAAAGAUGAUCCGCGUCAACACUGGAGCCGAAUCGAUCGAGGGAGAGUGGGAAGGCAUUAUGAUUGAUUACCGUCUUCUGGGAUUAUGGGAAGAGCGACGCUGGGAUGCUCUUGGACAGACAAUUCGGAAUGAGAGAUCUUCUAGGGUGGAAUCCGACGUCCUGGCAAUGGUCGAGAGGACACGGGAACAUUUCACCACGAAGACUGCAGAGAUAUGUGGAGUUUUAAUUCCCAGGUUGAAAGAUACCCCUCUGGUCUCUACGUCUGUUGUCAAGACUCCAACCGCAAUUGGAAACCUGCGUCGGAUUGCAGGCUCUUUGCUUGGACACAAGCCCAUCCUGUUGGUUGGUUUGCCUAACUCCGGGAAAACAUCUUUGAUCAACGAGAUUGCCGCCACCAUGGGCCAGGCUGAUUCUAUGGUCACACUUCACCUGAACGAGCAGACAGAUGCAAAGAGUCUUCUCGGCAUGUAUGCCACUUCAUCUGCCUCUGGAUCUUUUUCCUGGCAACCUGGUGUGUUGACCAAAGCUGCCCGCGAAGGCCGCUGGGUCUUGAUUGAAGAUCUCAACCGCGCUCCCUCUGAAGUAAUGGGACUUAUCCUUCCCAUCAUCGAGCGCGGAGAGUUGACCAUCCCCAGUCGGAGGGAGCGUAUCAAGUGUGCCGAGGGCUUCAAGAUCAUCGCAACCAUGAAGUCAUCGUACAAUAUCGCUGGCGAGGAGAUUGCACCAAACAGCUCAAUGCUUGGAAGUAGGCUUUGGGAGAGAGUGCAAGUGAACUCUCUUCCCGUGGAUGAGAUGCGUGAUGUCAUCCUGCAAAAGUUCCCCCUGCUUGAGUCUCGUGUGCCGACCAUCAUGAACGUUUACGGACGCGUGUGCUCUGCGUUCCAUGGAAGCCUUGCCAUCAAAGGCUCCCAGGGUCGUACUCCGGGUUUCCGUGACCUGAUCAAGCUCUGCAGUCGGUUACACAAUCGUCUACAACGUAUGGGUGCGAAGACUGGCUAUGAGCCCACGUCCGAGGGCACCGAGGAUGAGAUAUUCCUUGAUGUUGUUGAUGUGUUCCUCAAGUAUUUGCCCGAGAAGUCGAUGCAGAGCACUCUUGCCGCUGUUGUAGCCGAGGCGCUUCUGAUUUCCCCACAGCGAGCACAGUUUUGUCUUAAUGAACGCACGCCUACUUAUACAGACAAAAAUAACAGCCUUGUUCUUGGCCGUGAGAUUUGCCAAAAGAUCAAAGUACCCAGUGGAUCUGCACUGAAGAAUGCUGCGGCAGCUUCAAGAUUUGCUCCAACAAGAGCGGCCUUGUCACUUAUGGAACAAGUCGCUGCCUCGAUCCAGAUGGCGGAGCCUGUCUUGCUUGUUGGAGAAACCGGUAUUGGAAAAACCACUGUCAUCCAGCAUCUCUCAACCUUGAUGCGCCAAAAGCUUACUGUGGUAAACUUGUCGCAACAGAGUGAAAGCACUGAUCUACUGGGUGGUUUCAAGCCGGUCAACAUUCGUACAAUGGCAGUUCCCAUGUUGGAUGAGUUCACCCAAUUGUUCGAACUAACUUUCUCCGCCAAAAAAAACCAGAAAUUCUUGUCAUCGAUAUCAAAGAGUGCUGCAUCCUCAAAUUGGGUACGAUUGGUGAACUUGUGGCAGGAAGCUGUUCGUCUCGCACAAGGCGUGUUCAACCCCCCGAAUGCCAAUGCCGAGAAUGGGGAUGAGCAACCAACGAAGAAGCGGAAGCUGGAUUCUCCUAAAUACCAGCACUUACGCCAAAGAUGGGAGAGCUUCACUAUCCAGCUCAACGAUUUUGAAGCUCAGGUCGCCCAAGGUGAUGCCAAAUUUGCAUUUGCUUUCGUCCAAGGUAAAAUUGUGAGGGCUUUGAAAAACGGUGAAUGGGUGCUUCUUGACGAGGUGAACUUGGCUUCUCCCGACACCCUUGAGAACAUUGCCAGUCUUCUACACCAUGGCAGUGAGGGCUCACCGUCCGUUCUUCUCUCUGAGGCUGGUGAAGUCGAGAGAGUUUUCGGCCACCCGGAAUUCCGCAUUUUCGGUGCCAUGAACCCUGCAACAGAUGCCGGAAAGAGAGACCUACCACCUGGACUUCGUUCUCGAUUCACCGAAUUCUAUGUGCAUUCACCUGAUACCGAUUUGGAUGAUUUGCUUGCCUUGAUUCAAAAAUACCUCGGUGAUUUAACUAUCAGUGACCCGCGGGCUGUUCCAGACCUUGCACAGCUAUACAUGAUCACCAAAAAGCUUAGCAACGAGAACAAGCUCACAGACGGAGCUGGACAACGACCCCAUUUCAGCAUUCGUACCCUUGUCCGUUCUCUCAUCUAUGUCAUUGACCAUGCCCAUGUCUACGGACUCCGCCGAGCAAUUUUCGAAGGUUUCAGUAUGAGUUUCUUGACCGUGCUUAGCCUGAGCUCUGAGCGAGCUUUGAUCCCCCUGCUCGAAACUCACAUCUUCGGCAAUGCGAAGAACGCAAAGUCUUUGCUCGGCCAAACCCCUCGUCCACCAACUGAUGGACAUGAUUACGUGCAAUUCAAGCAUUACUGGAUGCGCCGUGGUCAUAUGGUCCCGGAGGAGCAACCUCACUACAUUAUUACCCCGUUCAUCGAGAAAAACCUCAAGAACUUGGUUCGAGCCAGCUCAACUCGUCGAUUCCCUGUUCUCCUCCAGGGUCCGACAUCCGCCGGUAAGACAAGUAUGAUCGAGUAUUUGGCGAAGGUAUCUGGAAAUAAAUUUGUGCGAAUCAACAACCACGAGCAUACGGACUUGCAAGAGUAUUUGGGCUCUUACAUUUCCACAGACGAUGGAAGCUUGCGUUAUCAAGAGGGUGUUCUGGUGGAAGCGCUGCGGAACGGUUAUUGGAUUGUGCUGGAUGAGCUUAAUCUGGCACCUUCCGAUGUUCUUGAAGCCCUGAACCGACUCCUUGAUGAUAACCGGGAACUUUUCAUCCCCGAGACACAAGAAGUUGUUCACCCGCACCCGAACUUCAUGCUGUUUGCUACUCAGAACCCCGCUGGUCUAUACGGUGGCCGAAAGGUCUUGUCUCGUGCGUUCAGAAAUCGUUUCCUGGAGCUGCACUUCGAUGAUAUCCCUGAAAGCGAGUUGGAAUUCAUCUUAAAGGAGCGUUCUCAAAUUGCUCCGUCUUUCUGCACUCGAAUUGUCGCUGUUUACCGGAAAUUGUCUUUGCUCCGCCAGUCCAAUCGACUGUUCGAGCAAAAGAACAGUUUUGCAACUCUGCGUGAUCUUUUCAGAUGGGCUCUUCGUGAAGCCGACGAUAAAGAACAGCUUGCAAUUAAUGGUUAUAUGCUUCUCGGCGAACGUGUUCGCAAUCCUCAAGAGAAGGCUGCCGUCAAGACCGUGAUCGAGGAAGUGAUGCGGGUCAAAUUGGACGAGGAUACUUUAUACAGCUCUGCAGAGUUGGAAAAAAAUGCCCCCGAUAUGAGCGAGCUUCCUGCCGGCAUUGUCUGGACUAAGGCCAUGAGACGACUUUUCGUUCUCGUCUCCAAGGCGCUUCGCAACAACGAGCCAGUCCUUCUCGUUGGAGAAACUGGUUGCGGUAAAACCCAGCUUUGUCAGGCCGUAGCAGAAGCCUUCCGAAGGGAGUUGUUCAUUGUCAAUGCCCACGUGAACUUGGAAACUGGUGACUUGAUUGGUGCUCAACGACCUAUCCGAAACCGAGCGGCAAUCGAGAAGCAGCUUGUGGAUGAUCUCCAGAUGCUUCUUCACGGGCAGCAGACUGACGCUUCUUUCGAUGAUUUGAAGCGGGAAUUCACUGCUUUGACUGCGGAGCAGCGUCAAGUCAAGGACCAAAACCUUUUGCGGAAGAUUGAAAAGAACGCUGUUCGUUGCAAUGCCCUGUUUGAAUGGUCUGACGGAAGUCUCAUCACUGCCAUGAAGACUGGCCAGUUCUUCCUACUUGACGAAAUUUCUUUGGCAGAUGACUCCGUUCUUGAAAGAUUAAAUAGUGUUCUGGAACCUGCUAGGUCGAUUCUUCUUGCCGAGAAGGGUCCUGUUGACUCAAUGGUUGUUGCAGAUGGUGGAUUCCAAUUUUUGUCCACUAUGAAUCCUGGUGGCGAUUACGGAAAGCGUGAGCUUUCGGCCGCUCUUCGCAAUCGUAUGACAGAAAUCUGGGCACCCCAAUUGUCCGAAGACGAGGAUAUUCUGCCUAUUCUUUCAAUGAGAUUGGAUUUGAAGGAGGAGAAGGUGGCAAGGUCUAUGUUGCAGUUCGCCAAGUGGUUCAAAACGACUUUCCAAAACACCUCUACCACAUCACUCUCCAUCCGUGAUCUUCUCGCUUGGGUCGAUUUCGUCAACACCUCUCAAAGUGCUGACAUCCAGUUCUCCAUCAUCCAGGGUGCUGCCAUGGUCUUCGUGGAUACCUUGGGUGCUAACCCAGCUGCAAUGCUUGCCAUGUCUCUCAACAAUCUCGAGGGUAAUCGCAAAUCGUGUCUCAAAAAGCUGAGCGAACUGUUCAAUGUCGAUGCUUCCAAGAUCUACGGAGAAUCUGUCAGCGUCUCCGUGGAACCAGGUAUCCUCCGCGUUGGACCAUUCGCCCUACAUGCCGCUGGUGACGCAGACCCUGACCCGCAAUUUACAAUGGACGCUCCAACCACAAUUGCUAACUCCGUGCGAAUCGCUCGUGGCUUGCAAUCCUCAAAGCCUAUCCUCAUGGAAGGAAGUCCAGGUGUGGGAAAGACUACACUUGUGACAGCUUUGGCCAGAGCACUUGGAAAGCCUCUUACUCGAAUCAAUCUUUCUGAACAAACAGAUCUCACGGACUUGUUUGGUUCCGAUGUUCCAGUGGAGGGAGGAGAUGUUGGACAGUUCACAUGGCGUGAUGCGCCAUUCCUACGAGCCAUGCAACGUGGUGACUGGGUUUUGCUGGAUGAAAUGAAUUUGGCCUCGCAAUCUGUUCUUGAGGGUCUUAAUUCCUGUUUGGACCAUCGUCAACAGGUUUAUAUCGCUGAGCUGGACCAGACUUUUAAGAGACACCCCGAUUUCGUUUUGUUUGCAGCCCAGAACCCUCACCACCAGGGUGGAGGCAGAAAGGGUCUUCCUGCGUCUUUCGUCAACCGCUUCACCGUCGUCUAUGCCGACAGCUUCACUGAUGAUGAUUUGAAGACUAUCUGCUCCAGGCUUUUCCCUGGCAGCCCUUCAGUGCAGACGGAGAGACUGGUUGACUUCAUUUCUCUUUUGAACAAAGCCAUCACCAAAGAACGUCGACUGGGCACAAUUGGUGGGCCAUGGGAGGUUAACUUGCGAGACAUCCAGCGAUGGCUUCAACUAGCCGACCGAGGAAACCUGCAGAUCCAGACAAAGCACUUCCUUGACGUCGUGAUCAGCCAACGGUUCAGGAACGAAGAAGACCGUAAUGUUGUCGCCCAAAUCUAUGACCGUAUCUUCACGGAGUCCGAUACUGGCUUUAAGAGCUACUUCCACAACCUCACCCCCGAAUACUUGCAAGUUGGUCUGGGUAUUUUGACCCGUGAUCCUCUGCUGCAGCGCUUGGCCGAACCAAACAUGAGGAUCCUGCCCAAGGACCUUCACAUUGUCGAGUCACUUAUAUUGUGUAUCGACAACUCUUGGCCGAGUAUCCUCGUUGGAGCCGCUGGCUGUGGCAAGACCACUCUCAUCAGAAAGCUGGCAGCUGUCAAUGGUGCCAAUCUUGUAGAGCUGGCUCUGAGUUCCGACACCGAUACCAUGGAUUUGAUUGGUGGUUUCGAACAGAUCGAUCAUCGCCGGGAAGUUUCGGGCUUUGUCCACGACAUCGAGAUCUUUUUACGAAACCAGCUCAUCCACUGCUUUGCCUCAGGGGACGUAUCUGAUGUUGUAAUCUCCGCCCUCCGCAUUUGCGAGCACUUCCAGUCUGUAGAUAUCUCGAUGGAAAACGUUAUCUCUUCGCUUUCCAGCCUUGUUCAAUCUUCUGCCGAUCCAGCCUAUCAACAAUUCCUUGAAAGAGCCCAGAAUCUGUGGAAUGCUAUUCAGCAAUCUGAUAAAAUGAAGGUUGGGUUCGAAUGGACAGAGGGUGUUCUCACUCAGGCUGUUCAACAUGGACACUGGGUGAUUCUUGACAAUGCCAAUCUGUGCAACCCAUCCGUUCUGGAUCGUCUGAACUCCUUAACAGAGCCCAAUGGUACCCUCAUUCUCAAUGAGCAACGGACAGAGGAUGGAUCUGCCAGGAUCAUCACGCCCCAUCCCAACUUCAGACUCUUCUUGACUAUGGAUCCUCGCAAUGGCGAGCUAUCUCGUGCCAUGCGCAAUCGUUGUACAGAGAUCUGUUUCUUGCCAAGCGAAUUGUCUGACAUCAAACCUACCAUCGGUCCAUCAUACACUUGUGAAUCAUUCAUCUAUCGACUACGCCAUAUUUGGAACUUGGACACCUCUUUGCCACCUUCUGUCUUUGAGGAUGCCCUUGAGGUGUGUUUGGAUCAUCUUUCGCCUGCCGAUUUGUCCUACCUCCAGCAGUCGCCAAGCAACUGUGUCGCCAUCCACUCUGAAGCUAGCGGCAAAUCACAACCGUCCAAUGUCUUGGAACGCUAUGCCUCUCUGUUCCAUGACAACAACCAGUGGAAGCCGCUUGAGGUGGCCAGCGGUGAGAUCAUCCUCGGAGGUGCGCAUCUUGGUAUCCGGGGAAUGCUCCAACCUCUUCACCCACUCAUCAACGAGCCACUCCUUUCCAUUGCAGGAACCAGCGAUUUCCGAACCACAUUGGUUGUGCUGGCCUAUCUCCAGGAGUUGAGACUCGAUGUUCAUCGCCUCCGACAAGGUUUGAUCCAGGCAGACGUAUCCGGAAAAGAGUUGAAGCCGAGCCAGAUGACACGAUUGGAGCGAUCACUUGCAUCUCAGCGUAUUCCCGCCUUGAUGAAAGAUACGACUCAGCCUGUCGCCGCCUUCUUGUCUGAUUGUGGCCAAGCUUUGUAUAAUUACAUCCAGUCAUUGGAUCAAAUCGCUAUUCAAGGCCCUAUCAUCGUCGCAGCUCUUCGGGCUGUGAUCUCCCUUUGCUGGGACAUUUACAAGGCAACGGAAGUUAGCCAAGUUGAUGAAGGUGAAUUCCAGGUUUACUUGCAGAUGGGCCGGAAGAUUUGUGGGUCUCUACUUGACUCUUCCCCUCUCCUGGAGCCGCUCCAAAUCGCCUUGUCGCAGGCCCUUGAUCGUUUCCAAGAAGGAUGGGCUCUGACCACUGGUCUUUCUAUGCAGAGAAUCUGGGAUUCGUGGAGACAUGUUACGCCUAUCUCGCAAGAGAAGCUGGACUCUUUGACCGAGCUGGAGUCUACUGUCUUUGAAUUCACCACUUUGGCUUUGCAAACUCGCGUGGAGUUGUCUCAAUUAAGCCAUGUCCGUGAUUCAUUGAUUGAUGCCCAACGAUUCAUUCUUCUGGAUGGUGCCGAUGGUGAUGUGCUUGUUCAAGGCAUCAAGCAGACCGUGGCUGAGCUCUCUCGGGCAGUUCGACGGUCAGAGUCAACCGAGUAUCCAUACUUCGCCCAGGAUUUCGAGGCUCUUUGUCAAUACCAUGAUAUUUCCUCGUUCUUCCAGAACCCAGUCAAUGAUACGGUCAUUCAGACAGUUGUUCCACUUCUGGCUGGUCGUGCGGCUCGCCCGUUGGACGCAUCAAACUUCCAAAGCGAUGUGCCGAAUAUCCUUCACAGGCUCUCAUCGUUCGCGGGUUCUUCCAGCAAAUCGGAGUCUGCGCUUGCUACUGGUGGCAUUGUAUCACUGUCACUUCUGGACAAGCUGUCAGCCAUCGGCGAAACUAAAUUGGGCCAACUCGAUAUGCUCGAAGAAGAGAAAAAGGCUCUGUCUAAGGCCAUCACCCUCAGCAGUAAGCAAAUUGCGACAGAUCAAUCUAUGGACCUCAGACGUACUAUCGCACGACUUACUGCCGAACUGGUGGCUUGUCAUCGGGAGUUCUUUGCUCCUCGCACUGCAGAACAUCUCAUCUCAGUUCUUCAAGCAAUCCAGCAUGGCAACUUGUGCGAAGAUCAGUCACCAAUCACGGUAGAAUUGGAUGCAAGUUUGCCAAGCACGCAUUUCCUCAGGCCUCUUGCUGAGCAGGCUCUGCCAACUCUUGUUGCGUCAUUGAGAACCAACCCAUCGAACCACCAGCAGAGCAUCCAAAGCACCGGACUCGCAACAGUGCAGUUGGCAGUGCUGCUUCUCCGAUUGUUUGUUCCCGACAAGACAUUUGACCCUUCGCUCGGUCUCGUUGUCCAACGCAAGCGUCACUCUCAACGACUUGAAGAAUUCACUGCUAAAUCUGCAGCCAUUCUUGCAUUUGAGAAAAAAUUCACAAGCCAGCUAUCCAAUCUCCGCUCUGAGCUUUUGCACGAUGAGAUCCGUGACCUAGGCGAAUUUGUGAACCUGAUCAACACUGUCCUGAAAAGAGAUCCCGAGCAAAUGAUUCGCGCAGAGAGUUCGGUCGAGUCUCGAAGUAUGAUUCAGCUUCUGCGUGAUAACAUCAAGCAAUUGAGUUGCCGUCUCAGCACCCACUAUAGGUCUUAUGAUGAUAUUACGGUUCCUGUGGUUCGUUUCUUGCAGCUUCUGGAUCUUGGUGUAUUCCUGGCCUCUAGCCAGCCCGAACAGUCCGCUGAUAUACCUGACAUCCAAACUCUGAGCCAGCGGACACCCUUUUUGGGAGGCACUAUUCACCCCGUGCUUGCUCAAAAUGAUGGACAGCUGCCUGGUUCACUCAAAAACGCGACUGAAAUGCGACUCCAGGAGUUGUCCGCUCUUUGGGCCGCUCAAGAUGCGGAUUCAUCCAUUCUGGAAACAAGUGCUGGACGAGGAAUUGUACAACGCAUCUUCGCCGACUUCCAUCAACUGUGGAAAAACAAGCUCAAGCAAGACCAGGAGGAAGAAGCUGAAAAGGGAGAGCUAUACCAUUUCAAGGGAUCAUGGGAAGAGGAAGAAGAAGUUAAUGAAGCCGAACUUAACGCACUUUUCCCUACAUUCGAAGAAGAGACUCUUCAAGGCGCCGAAAAGGUCGACCGCAUUGAUCCCAAAGCUAUCGCUAUCCGUCUUGCUUCUCUUCAUGCAAAGAUUGUUUCAAACGAACGCACUGGAAACGCAUUAAAUACACUUAUCAAGCAAUCUGGCAACCUUCUUGGUUCAAUUUGGUCUGAUAACGAGGCUUCAUUCUCGCCCAUGUCUCCACAAAACCAUCUUCCUGCAGUUCUACUGCUUUUGGAUGAUGCCAUCAACGAGGGAACUGUUGAUCGCCAAAAGAAUUAUAACUUCUACACUGAUUCGAACUUUGGCGAGGCUAGAAAACUGGUCUCCAUCACACUUGCUGUCCAAGCUCGCUUUGCUCAAAUCCAAACGGCCUGGCCUGAGCACGCUGUACUUGCUGAUGUCCUUUCAUUCUGCAUGGAGAUUCUCCAAUUUAGGCACACUGAGCCUGUCGCCAAGUUUAUGACGAAAGUUGAGAAGCUUCAUUCUUUGAUCCACGAGUGGCAGACUGUAGCUAGCAGAGAAUAUUCAGCUGUUGGCGUUUUUGAUGACAUCACAGCUAUUCUCAUCAGUUGGCGCCGCCUUGAGCUGUCAACCUGGGCCAAGCUCUUGGAUAUUGAGAAAGAGAAGUGCGAGGAUGACGUUAGUGCCUGGUGGUUCAUCGCCUACGAGGCUCUAAUUGGCGCUCCUAUUAUGAUGGUGGAGGCGGGUGAGCAGGACCUGAGUGAACACACCCAAAACAUGGUUAUCACUCUGGAACAAUUCUUCAAGUCUACAACUAUGGGUCAGUUCGCUCGCCGUCUGCAGCUAGUUGCCAACUUCCAAGCUUUGCUUGAAGUCUUCAGCAAAGAUUAUCCAUGCCUCAAGCAGAUUGUCUCUGCAUUGGACAAUUUCCUCCACCACUACCGACCAUUCCAACCUGGAGUGGACAAGGUACUCAACGAGAAGCGUGCUGCUCUUGAAAAGAAUAUCAAGGAGCAGAUUCAGCUGGCUAGCUGGAAAGACGUCAACAUUGCAGCUUUGAGGGACAGCGCCAAAAGGUCCCACCUCAAGUUGUUCAAGGUGGUCCGCAAGUACCGCGCCGCCCUUGGCCAGUCAGCGCAGUCAGUUCUCGAAUCUGGCCUUCCAGAAAGCACUGAGGAGAUUACUUCAAUUUCCCAGGCGGAGCCAGUCAGACCUACUGCGGUAUUCCCCGAGGCGAUGGCCAUCUGUCAAAAUGACAAGGCCUUGUGGUCUACCAGGGCGCUCAGAUUCCAGAAGCCGGAUGGCACAGCCAACAACAUGAUGAACCUCUAUUCGGCGAUUCCAGCCGAGUUUGAUAUUGCCAAGGAUCUUGACACUUUCAUCGUAUCCGUGAUUGAGAGCAUGAAGGAAUUCAAGUCCCAGACUCCCAAGGUCUUGAACGAAGACAACAAGGAAGACGUUCAGCACCUUAAGUCGCAAAAGCGUCGUCUCUAUGCCGAAACCUUAAAGCAGCUUUACGAGAUGGGCGUGAAGCGUAACGCUGGAACUAGCGUGAUUGAAACUCAAGCAACUGUUCCGCAGGUUCUUGCCACCAGCGCUGCUUUCGAAGCUGGCGCUGCUACCUCAAGUGCAGUCCAGAGCGCCGAUUGGUAUUUCCAUAGACUUUUGGAUCUCCUUCCCAAAACCCGUCUGGCUGCGCGCAACUACUCUGAGGAGCUCAGCAAUGUCGAAGUCUUCAGAAGUAUGGGCUCUAUCGAGCAUCUUCUUUUCACAAUUCGUCGCCAGAGAGGGAUCAUUUCCCCUGCUCUCAAUGGCCUGGGCAGCUUGAAGUCUACGCUUGACAAGGUGCAGAACCUUUGGACAGCAACUUCCGCCUCUCUGACCCAAGACCAUGCUUCUGCACCUGAAGAGCGUGCCGAUCUGGCCAGAGUCGUGGCUUGGUUGGCUCCUAUUCUUGGACUGGCUGCGAUGAUCGUCGGGGUGCAUGCCAAGUUCUCCGGAAUCGAUGCAUCCAAGCUCAUUGAAGAAUUGCGCGCUAAGAAGGCAUCCUUUGAUGGCCUGCGCAAGUCAUACGAAGCUCUUCCCGUGCUUCCCACCCGAAUUGCAUCCAACACGCACCUUGAAAUCGCGCAGCAGACGCAAUCAUCUCUCCAGGAGUUGGCCGCUGAUUUGGAGAAGUGGACUGUGGCCCGCCCUGACCUUUCCUUCGCGUUGGGUCAAAUCACACCUUGGGUCAAGACAAACAUGGCUGCUCACCCACAAGUCAAUGAACACAGCCUGUCUAUCCAAGCCUUUGACAGCAGCCUUUUGACCGCCAUCGAUAAAAUGCUGAUUGGUCUCCAGAAGCUCAAGGAUGUGCCCUCUGCUAUCACCUUUGACGGACUGUUGUCGCGAAGUGAUGAGUUCUUCUCUCGCGGUCUCAAGGCCGUCCAUCUUACUGAGAUCACCGCCGCAUUGGAGUCUGUCCUAGAUCAAUUGCACCGCCUGCAAGAUCACUCUGCCGGUGGCCUCUCUAUUGCUGCUGCACUCGUCACCAGUAUCUUGCCUAUCGCCAACAGAUAUUACCAAAUCUGCCGAGACCUGGCUGACCGGUUCGUUGCGGUCCACCGCGAGCUCUGUAAGACAUCUUACAUCUUGACCAAAACCUUCAAUACAGUCGCCUCCGAAGGCUUCUGUAGCCCUGCCGAGGCCUCCCAAGAUCAAGGCAAGGAGGGACAAAUGGAAAGCGGGACUGGUCUGGGUGACGGAGAGGGUGCGGAGGAUAUCAGCAAGGAUGUCGGUGAUGACGAAGAUCUCUCCGAGCUUGCACAGCAAGAGAACAAGAAGGAGGACGGUGACGACGAGAUGGAUGAUUCCAAGGAUGCCGUCAACAUGGAUCAAGAAGAACUGGAAGGUGACGCUGAAGAUCGCAAAGAGGGCGAUGAGGAAGAAGAUGAUGAUGAAAGCGGCGAUGAAGGUGAUGAUGACAUUGACGAAGAGACGGGUAGCGUCGACGACCUCGACCCAGGUGCCGUGGACGAAAAGCUCUGGGACGGCGGUAAUGAUGAACAGCAGAAAGAUACCGAGAACGAGGAAGGAAAGGGCCAGUCGGAGGCCGAACAACAGGCUGCUGCUCAGGAAGAGAAGAACGACAAGGACGGUGAAGAUGGCGAGGAAAAACCAAAGGAGGGUGAGGAAGAGGAAGAAACAGAAGACGAGGAGGCCCCUGAAGAUGAGGGCGAGGCAGUUGGCCGCGAAGAAAUGGAUGUCACCGAUCCUCAAGCCAAAGAAGAAGAAACUCUUGAGCUUCCCGAGGAAAUGCAGCUUGAUGAUGACAAUGGCAAGUCUGACAAUGGCGAUGAAGAUGACGAUGGAAUGGACGAUCUUGACGACGACUUCGGUCCUGCUCCUGAGGAGGAAGGAAAGGUUGAAGACGGCGAUGAAAAUGCCGGAGAAGACGGCGAGGCCGCCCCAGAAGAUCAAGGUCCAGGCGACGAAGAUGAAGAGAUGGCAGAUGACGCUGAGGAAACCAACGAAGGCGAAGCUGCAGACGAGCAAGAGGAGGAAGCUGGUGGCGAGGAUCCUGAAGAGCCUGAGCAAGAUGACUUCCUCGCACAGCGCGAUGAGAAUGAAGCCGAGGGCGACAACGUUGCUCCUAGCGAGGCUGUCACCGGUGGACUUGGUGCCGAGCAGGAUCAGAACGAAGAAAAGGGUGCAUCUGGCGAUGCUCAACAGGAGAGUGGCUCGACUGAUCCCAGUGCCAAUGUCGACGAUCAGACAGGCGCUGCCAAGGACAGCGAGGAGAGCAAGCCCAGUCGAGACGCUGGUGGUGGCGAAGAAAACAAGCCAGACGAGCCUCAGAUGCAGGCAUUCAAGAAGCUCGGCGAUAUUCUCGAGCAAUGGCACCGCCGUCAGAAGGAGAUCCUCAAUCCGUCCCAAGAGGAGGAGGAUACCCAGGCUAUGCCUGAAGACACCGACAUGGCCGAUGCAGACUUCGAGCACCUUAAGGACGACGAUGAUGCUGCAGAUACCCAGGCCCUUGGUCAAGCAAACGACGAUCAAACGCAAGCCCUCGACCAAAGCAAGGGCGUGGAAUCCGACAUCAAGCCCGGUGAAAACGAUGCUCUUCCCGACGUCACGGAAGACCAGCAAGAGGACGUCGACAACCAACUCGAGGACGAAAUGCAAAUCGACCGCGAGCGUGCCCCUGCCGACGGCGAAUCAUCCGGCGCCUUCAUCCCUGGUGGACAAUCAUCCCACGAACGCGCAGAUGAUGCCCAGGCCACCGAAGCACUGAACGAGGAGCUCGACGAAGUCGACACCCAACUCGCCGCAAUCCACCUCUCCUCUUCGCUUCCCCCAUUGACGCCGCAAGACGAAGCCCGUCGCCUCUGGUCGCACUACGAGUCCGCGACCAACGACCUCUCCCUCUCGCUGACAGAACAACUCCGUCUCAUCCUCGCCCCUACGAUGGCCACCAAGCUGCGCGGUGACUUCCGCACCGGAAAACGCCUGAACAUCAAGCGCAUCAUCCCCUACAUCGCAUCCCAGUACAAGCGCGACAAGAUCUGGAUGCGUCGCUCCAUCCCCUCUAAGCGAAACUAUCAGAUUAUGCUCGCUGUCGAUGACAGCAAGUCCAUGCUGGAGAGCGGUAGUGGACAGCUUGCAUUCGAGACUCUGGCGCUUGUCGCUAAGAGUCUGAGCAUGUUGGAAGCGGGCGAUCUGUGUGUUCUUGGCUUCGGUGACGAAGACCACGUUCGUGUUGCCCAUGAGUUCGGAAAGCCCUUCUCCUCUGAGGCGGGCUCCCAGGUCUUCCAGCACUUCAGCUACCAGCAAACCGGUACGAAUGUGCGCAAGCUGAUUGCGGACUCGAUUGCUCUGUUCCGGGAAGCUCGCUGGAAGCGCUCGCCUGGUUCUGGAUCUGCGGAUCUCUGGCAGCUGCAGUUGAUUAUCUCUGAUGGUAUCUGUGAAGAUCAUGAUACUAUCCGUCGUCUUGUGAGAACUGCACUUGAAGAACGCAUCAUGGUUGUCUUUAUCAUUGUUGAUGCUGUUAAGGGUAGCUCUAUCCUUGACCUCUCGCAGGCUAACUUUGAGGCCGAUCCUGAUUCUGGUGGUGAGAUGAAGCUCAAGAUGAAGCGCUACCUUGAAGAUUUCCCCUUCCCUUACUACCUUGUCGUUCGGGACGUGAGGGAGUUGCCCUCUGUCUUGGCUACUGCUCUGAAGCAGUGGUUUGCAGAAGUUGUGGAUGUGUCAUCUUGA
Messenger RNA from Penicillium soppii, 14694 nucleotides. RefSeq names its product AAA family ATPase midasin. The record is from RefSeq and is a predicted model, not a curated record. Gene Ontology annotation, biological process: ribosomal large subunit assembly; rRNA processing. NCBI's taxonomy places the organism in Eukaryota, Fungi, Ascomycota, Eurotiomycetes, Eurotiales, Aspergillaceae. The coding region runs from base 1 to 14694 and encodes 4897 amino acids. The transcript is spliced from 2 exons. Gene Ontology annotation, molecular function: ATP binding; ATP hydrolysis activity. Gene Ontology annotation, cellular component: preribosome, large subunit precursor; nucleus.